AAUACACGGUUUUACUCUCCAGUCUUCCUCGGUCCCGAUAUUGACCUUUCACAGAAUGUAAUCUGUGUAGAACGUCAUCGUUGUUUACAUACUGAGGGUGACAAACUGAGACUGUCGGAUUAGGCUGAGGGUGACAAACUGAGACUGUCGGAUUAGGGUACACAUGUAUAGCUGGUCAGGUACAUGUACACCAAAUCAACCUAGGACCUCGAGAAUAAGACACGGCCAUGAAGACGCCGGAUGUCCUCUGGACGGACGACGUCCCAUUUGUAUGGGUAAAAAGGGCAGGACGUUUGCUGAGAAUUAUUGGGCAGGCCUUGUUUUUCUCUACAAUCAUCGUCUUUUCGAAAAUCACUUUUUGUAAAAACUUUAUAAUGCCAAGGCUGAAGAAGAGUGGUAUUCCCGGAAUUCAAAAAUUAGACAUGAACUUAUCAUCCAAAACAAUCGCCUCAAACUCUAAGGCUUUAUUGGCAGACGCACUAUCGAGGCAAACAUUUCUAGGUCGUAAAGCACCUAACACAAGUCUUUAUAACAUGGAUACGAAAACGUACGAAAAGCUCUACAGUUUUCAAAAGGCCGGACGCCCUCUGUUGUUGAACUUCGGAAGCUGUUCCUGACCUCCGUUUAUAGCAAAAGUCGAGGAGAUCAAGAAGAUCAUCCGCGACUUUGCUGACAUCGCCGAUUUCUUGACCAUCUACAUCCGGGAGGCACAUCCCGUGGAGGGAUGGCAGAUAUUCGGACACCAAUUCCAGGAUAUGAAGGAUCAUAGAUCUCUGGAGGACAGGGUCGAGGCCGCGGAAAUGCUCCGGGACUUCGAUCUCAAAUGUCCUAUACUGAUUGAUCCCAUGGAUAACCAGAACGCACUUCAGUAUGGGGCUGUGCCGGAACGUUUGUAUAUCCUUUAUGAUCAUACAGUGAUGUACUUUGGUGAUUCUGGACCACACAACUAUAAGCCAGACGCAGUUAGGGCGUGGCUAGAGCGUUUCCGGAACGAGGCGUAGAUUCGGGACUGGGGAACAAUACACGGGGCACAGUUAGGGCGUAGCUCGACAAGGCGUAGACUCGGGGCCGGAAAACGACAAACAAUCCCGGCGCAGUUAGGACUUGGUUUCCGGAACAAGCUGUAGAAAGAUAUUACCAAAAACGACCUGGACGAUAAACUGCGAUACAUAUUUUAUGAACUACUAAACAGUAUUCUUUGUAGAUGCCUAAUACUAGCGAAAUGAUGUCCAUACGCAAUUGGUUAUAUAUAGCAUGGUUAUAUUGUAUUUUCACUAAUUAACACGAUAUUAUGUUGUGAUAACAUCUUUGAUAUAUGAGUUAUGUAUUUAUGCCUGAUCAAGUUUGAUCGAACUUAUUUGUUAUCAUAGAAUGACGUCACAAAUGACGAAUGAUUUUCCUUAGGUUAAAAUCGAAUAUCUUUUGAAUUGAUGGAUUCAUCGGUGUGUCUUGCUAUGUUAACUUAGAACUCGGUCUUAACGAUUUGAUUUAGAGAGAAAAAAAGAAGACCCAUGGUUAUACAUAAUCAUCAAGAGAAUGGAAUAAAUUUUCAGUCAAGUGUCA
Pecten maximus is the source of this 1563-nucleotide messenger RNA. RefSeq names its product type I iodothyronine deiodinase-like. The record is from RefSeq and is a predicted model, not a curated record. The transcript has 2 exons. NCBI's taxonomy places the organism in Eukaryota, Metazoa, Mollusca, Bivalvia, Pectinida, Pectinidae. Gene Ontology annotation, molecular function: thyroxine 5'-deiodinase activity.